This is a messenger RNA of Closterium sp. Naga37s-1, 6543 nucleotides long. The record is from the annotation of a GenBank genome assembly. Lineage: Eukaryota; Viridiplantae; Streptophyta; Zygnematophyceae; Desmidiales; Closteriaceae.
AUGACCUUGCCUACUCUCCCCCGGUGGCGCUCUAACGAGGAUCUUAUAGAGGAGGGAGAUCCGUUAGAAGACAGGCAGUUACUGGAUCAGCUUCCAACGAGGAUAGAGGAGAUUAAAGCGCGUUUGGAGAGUGGAGAGGGUUUGGAGGAAGAGGCGCCUAGAGUUGGAGCAGGGGAGAGGAGGCGGCAAGGGGAUUUGGGGAAGUGGCAGGGAGGGAGAGGAGGUAGAGGGAACCGGGGGCAAGGACGGGGUGAAUGGGUGAGUGCUGAGGCGAAGGGUGGGCAGUUGUUAGGGCAGGAGAAGGGGCGAAGCAGUGAUAGGGAGAAGGAGAGGAAAGAGGGGAGCACAAGAGACAGGGAGAAGGGAGAGGGAGACCGGGAGGAGCAGCAGAGCAUGAGUGGUGGGUGUAACAGUGCUGCUGCUGCGGAGGAAAUUGGCAGUGGGGCAGGUCAAAUUGGUGGUUUGAACAAUGAAAGCAGUGAGAGGGAGGCGUUAUCUGGGGAAGGUGGGCUGGUAUCCUAUGGGUUGCAUCUGAGGAGGGCACUGGAAGGGGAAGGGGAAGCAGAAGGGGAUGUGACUGCACUGGCAGGGCCAUCCCCAGACGCAGCAACGGAAGGGAGAGGUAAAGGGAAGCAGGUGGGAGGGCAACGGAUAAGAGUUCUACAGGGGGAUGAUUGUGGUGAUGUUGGGGAUGGUGGUGAUGGUGGUGAUGCUGCAGGUGAUGAUGCUGCAGGUGGUGAUGCUGCAGGCGGUGAUGUUUCUGCUGCACGAGUGAUGCGUGAGGUGAAGGGGGAGGCAGGAGCUGAAUCGAGCAUCAAGGCUGGAGGAAUGGGAGCAGCUGCAGCUUCCUCUGCCGCUGCGGGUUCACACGCUAAGUCCGCUGCUGCUGCUUCUGCUGCCGCUGCUGGUGCUGGUGCUUGUUCUGCGUCUGGAUCUGCCUCUGCGGCUUGUUUCAGGGCAGAUGUGGGAGUGGGGGAGGUGGCGGUGACGAGUGGAGGUGGGGAGUCAGGGCUUUGGACGGAUUACCUCAAGAAGGGGUUGACUCGGCUGUUGGAAGCUCAGAACGCCCCCAGUGAUGAUGACGAUGAUGAUUAUGAUCACGAUCGUGAUCGUGAUGUGGUGCAGAAAGAGCAGGCGGGCGGAAAGGAUGAGGAGACGGGGGAGAUUGGGGAGACGGGGGAGAGAGGAGAGAUGGUUGGGAGGAAAGGAGGGGGGGGAGAGAGAGCAGGGGGCGUGUUGGAUCUGCCGAGUGAGGGAGUGGAGGGGGAGGGGGAAGCUGCUGGAAAGGCGAGUGAGGAGGAGGAGGUAGAGGAGAUUGUGAGGGUCAAACCGGCCGCAGCAGGGAGAGGGGCAGAUGGGCAAGGAGCGAGUGUCGUGCCACCAGGGGUGCAAGCUGCUGCUGCAGCAGCAGCAGGAGGGGGGGGACCGGAUUCGGAUAGCCUAAGCAAGUUCUUUUCCGCCUCGAACCCCAUAUUCGUUUGUAAGAACCUCACUGUAAACCUCACUAUAGUCGACUGCAACGACAGCGCCGCCCGGAUCCUCCGCGUCGCCCAGAAUGAACGCAGCACCCGAAUCUUCGGCCAAUCACCAGUCGUCUUCUCGCCGCCCGUGCAACCCGAGGGAAUCCUAUCCGCAGUAGCAAGCGAGCAGCGCUGGCUGGAUAUAGCUACGAGCAAUGGCCGCCCGUUCCGGUUCCCCUGGGUGCACAUGUCAAUCGACGGUCAGAUGUUUCUCGUGGAGGUGAUGGCGAUGGUGCUAGUGGACGGCCCAGAUACAUUCCACAUCACCAUGUGGAAACAGUACCUCAACUCCUCGUCUCUUACCCGCGAGUUGCGGCUCGCCGCCCGCGCGAAACGGGCAGCCGAGAGGUCUCGAGUUCAAUUCCUGGCGAACAUGAGUCAUGAGCUUAGGACACCGAUUAAUGGCGUGUUGGGGUAUGCACAGCUGAUGAUGCAGACACAGCUUGAUCCGGAGCAGCAGUCUUAUCUGCAGAGUAUAUACGAGUCGGGAGAAGUGCUGCUGGGAACGGUUUCUCAGGCUCAGCUGGAUCCGGAGCAGCAGUCGUACCUGCAGAGUAUAUACGAGUCGGGAGAAGUGCUGCUGGGAACGGUCUCGCAGGUGUUGGAGAUGAGUCAGCUGCAGAAGCGGGAGGUGGUGCCAAGGCAGGUGCGGUUUGAUCUGCACAGGGCUAUUGGGGAGGCGGCUGGCAGCAUGCGGCCUCUGGCGCACAGGAAAGGGCUGCAGGUGGGUGCUGCUGGGUGCAGGCGGGUACGCUUCAAUCUGCACAGGGCCAUUGGGGAGGCGGCUGGCAGCAUGCGGCUUCUGGCUCACAGGAAAGGGCUGCAGGAGGGUGCCAAUGGGUGCUGGUGGGUGCUGAUGGGUGCUGGUUCGGGAGGGAAGCAGAGGGUUCUGGAUCAGAGGGUGUUGCAGGUAAGGCUGGGUAAAAGGGAGGUGUUGCCAAGGCUGGUGCGGUUUGAUCUGCACAGGGCGAUUGGGGAGGCGACUGGGAGCAUGCGGCCUCUGGCGCACAGGAAGGGGUUGCAGUUCGGGAUCAGCAUGGACAGGGCAGUGCCGCACGCAGUGCUGGGGGACCCACCCAUGCUGCGCCAGCUGCUGCUGCACCUGCUCUCCUCCUUUCAUUUCCCUUCCCUACCUUUCCUCUCCCAUCGCCCGUCGCUCUCCCACCCCCCUUCCCCCCCACUCCAGUUCGGGAUCAGCAUGGACAGGGCAGUGCCGCACGCAGUGCUGGGGGACCCAUCCAUGCUGCGCCAGCUGCUGCUGCACCUGCUCUCCUCCUUUCAUUUCCCUUCCCUACCUUUCCUCUCCCAUCGCCCGUCGCUCUCCCACCCCCCUUCCCCCCCACUCCAGUUCGGGAUCAGCAUGGACAGGGCAGUGCCGCACGCAGUGCUGGGGGACCCAUCCAUGCUGCGCCAGCUGCUGCUGCACCUGCUCUCCUCCUUUCAUUUCCCUUCCCUACCUUUCCUCUCCCAUCGCCCGUCGCUCUCCCACCCCCCUUCCCCCCCACUCCAGUUCGGGAUCAGCAUGGACAGGGCAGUGCCGCACGCAGUGCUGGGGGACCCAUCCAUGCUGCGCCAGCUGCUGCUGCACCUGCUCUCCUCCUUUCAUUUCCCUUCCCUACCUUUCCUCUCCCAUCGCCCGUCGCUCUCCCAACCCCCUUCCCCCCCACUCCAGUUCGGGAUCAGCAUGGACAGGGCAGUGCCGCACGCAGUGCUGGGGGACCCAUCCAUGCUGCGCCAGCUGCUGCUGCACCUGCUCUCCUCCUUUCAUUUCCCUUCCCUACCUUUCCUCUCCCAUCGCCCGUCGCUCUCCCACCCCCCUUCCCCCCCACUCCAGUUCGGGAUCAGCAUGGACAGGGCAGUGCCGCACGCGGUGCUGGGGGACCCAUCCAUGCUCCAUUUCGGGAUCAGCAUGGACAGGGCAGUACCACACGCAGUGCUGGGGGACCCAUCCAUGCUGCGGCAGCUGCUGCUGCAUCUGCUCUCCAACGCCCUCAAGUUCACCCACCAAGGCACCGUGCAGCUCACCGUUCACGUGCUGGCCCCUCCUGGCGCUGCUGCUGGUUCUGCUGCCGGUGCUGAUUCUCUCGCUUCUUCCCUCUUCUCCCGUGUACCCCCCUCCCUUUGGCAGUUCGGGAUAAGCAUGGACAGGGCAGUGCCGCACGCGGUCCUGGGUGACCCAUCCAUGCGGCAGCUGCUGCUGCAUCUGCUCUCCAACGCCCUCAAGUUCACCCACCAAGGCACCGUGCAGCUCACCGUUCGCGUGCUGGCCCCUCCUGGCGCUGCUGCUGGUUCUGCUGCCGGUGCUGAUUCUCUCGCUUCUUCCCUCUUCUCCCGUGUACCCCCCUCCCUUUGGCAGUUCGGGAUAAGCAUGGACAGGGCAGUGCCGCACGCGGUCCUGGGUGACCCAUCCAUGCUGCGGCAGCUGCUGCUGCAUCUGCUCUCCAACGCCCUCAAGUUCACCCACCAAGGCACCGUGCAGCUCACUGUGCACGUGCUGGCCCCUCCUGGCGCUGCUGCUGGUGCCGCUGGUGUUGCUGGUACUGCUGGUUCUGGUGGGGGAGUGGGGGCGGGAGGGAAGCAGAGGGGUGUGGGUCGAAGGGUGUCGCAGGUUAUGGGCAAGGCAGGGGAAGGGCUACAAGGGGGCUUAGUGGGGAGAGAGUUGCAAGAGCAGGAGGGUAAACAGGAGCAGCAGCAGGCGGAGCAGGUGCAGGAACAGGAGCAGCAGGAGGAGGAGGCCUGUUCUGCUGCUGAAUCUCAGGCGGUGUGGGGGAGGAGUGAAGGGGGAGCAAGUGGGAGGGAGAGUGGGACUCGAAUCAUGACUGUUUCAGAAGCCCAGUUGCUGCCGCAGGCUGCUGAGAGGGAGCGCAAGGAGAGGGAGAGGAAAGCGAUGGAGAGGGAAGAGAGGGGGAGGGAGGAGAGGGAGGGGGAAGCGCGGGAGGCGGAAGAAAACGAGGGGGAAGAGAGAGACAAAGACGGACCCGGGACAGAGUUUAGGGCAUCAAAGCAGAUCACAAGGCUUUCAUUUGAGGUGGUGGAUACAGGAGUGGGAGUGCCGCCCAACAUGCUGCAUCAAAUCUUCAAGCCUUUCGUCCAAGUGGACGACUCUGCCGCCCGGGAGUAUCAGGGCCUUGGGCUGGGAUUGGCUAUUGCGCAAUCGCUUGUGCGGCUUCUGGGCGGCGAGGGGAUACAUAUUGAGAGCGAGCCGGAUAAAGGGUCGUGUUUCGCGUUUACCCUUCCUUUUGAGGUGUGGAGAGGGGAGGCGAGGGGUGGAAGGGAGAAGAGGAGGGGAAGGGAGGGUGAGAUUGUGGGAGGGGAGAGAGGGAAGGUGGAGGGAGAGGGAGGAUCGGGGAGAGAGGUUCUCGAGGGGGGGUUCGGGGAUAAUGGCGGAGGGAGGGGCAAGCGAGCAAGGAUAGUUGAGGAGAGAUUAGAUGCGGUGAGGAUGGGUGGGGAGAGGUUCCAGUCGUUUGAGGCUGAUACGGGGGAGAUUGGUAGGUUUGUAGCAGAGGGGGGUGAGUGUGGGGAGAGCAGUAGGGCAGGGAAAGAGGGAGAGGACGCGAGGAAGGGAGUUGCAGGGAGUGUGAAGCGGAAGCGAAGAGAGGAGGGUGGUGAUGUUGAUGAUGAGAUGGGGAUAAGGCAGGAGCGUCAGGGGGAGGAGGUGGGUGGAGGAAUGUGGGGAGAGGUGCAGGGAGGGGAGUGGGGAGAAGAGGGAAGUGAUGAGAUGGAGGAGGAGAGAGGGAAGAACAGAGGGGAGGGGAGGGGGGGGAGUAGCGAUGUAUUGGCACAGAGAGAGGAGGCGAGGAGAAGGAAAUGGAGGGUGCAACACGACAGGGGUUUUUUCAGUGGGGCAAGGCGUGCCAAUAAGGGCCUUUUUGAAGCGCCUCAGAAGCAAGACCAGGGGUUUUCCAGUGGGGCUGGGCCGAGAGGGGAAGGGCGCUUUGCUGAAUCGAACCCCUUGGGUGCCGCGCUGAUCCGAACCACCAGCCCCAUAAGCGCUGCUCUUCUCCGGUCCGAAAUUCCUAUAGGCACUUCGAUAGGUGCUCCUAUGGAUGGUCCUGAGGGUGCUUCUCUAGGUGCUUCCCUGGGGGGUUCUCUGCGGGAUUUCGCCAGUGAGCCUCUCUCACACGACCCUGAAGUGCAAGCCCAGGGCCAUGGGCCUGCACCUAACUUUCAGAGAACAUUCGUCUCUUCUCCUGCCAGCCUGGCAGCAGAUGGGACCACUGCAGCUACAGCAGCGGCUGUAGCGGGUGCGUCCUCUCUCAGGAGUUCCCAAGGAGCAAAUGCAGCCACCGAAGGAAGAGCAGCUGUUGCAGUGGGAGCAGCAGCUGUGUCAACAGAAACCUCUAAUGCACAUCAAGCAGCGGGUGCUGGGCGACAUGGCGUGGUGGUAGGCAGCGAGGCAGUGAAUCGCAGUGUGUUACAGCCAGUGGCAGCGGCGGCAACAGCACCAACAGCAGCCGCCGUAGCAGGUGUAGCAACUGUAACACGCGGCAAUAAGGCAGGGCCGGCAGGCACGGCGGGUGCAGGAAAGACAGGCGCGGGGCUGAAGUGCCUUGUGGUGGACGACAACGCAGUGAACCGCAGCGUGCUGCAGCGGCUGCUGCGCUCGCUCGGAGCAGAGCAGCUGGUGUUGGCCCGCAACGGCGCAGAGGCAGUAGCGGUGUGUGAGAAGGAUGGAGAGGGGUUGGAUGUGGUGUUUAUGGAUCUGCACAUGCCUGUCAUGGAUGGGUUUGAGGCGUCAACGCGGAUUCUCGGGCUUUGGAGGAGUCGGUAUGGGUCUGAUGCGGUGCCGCGGACUAGUAGCAUGUCGCAGCAACAGCAGCAGCAAGUUCAAGCAGUGCAGCCCUUGCAGCCCCAGCAGGUGCAGCUGCAGCAGCAAGAUUAUUCAUUCCGGUACAGGCCGCUGCUUGUUGCAAUCACGGCAAGUGCAUUGGAGGAGGAGGAGGAGAAGUGUAGGAAGGUGGGAAUGGAUUUCUUUCUCACUAAACCAGCCUUGCUGAGUGAGGUGGCAUCUUUGUCGUUCUAA